Phycodurus eques (leafy seadragon) is the source of this 6757-nucleotide messenger RNA. It is a transcript of the gene gfod2, whose product is annotated as glucose-fructose oxidoreductase domain containing 2. Lineage: Eukaryota; Metazoa; Chordata; Actinopteri; Syngnathiformes; Syngnathidae. The record is from RefSeq and is a predicted model, not a curated record. The transcript has 3 exons. Gene Ontology annotation, molecular function: nucleotide binding. Bases 195 to 1340 code for a protein of 381 amino acids.
CCAUCGUCAAGUUACCAUUAGCAACUGGGCAGCACCCGGUCCGGGUGUUGGCUGAGCACUCGCCUGCAUAAAUACAUGUGAAGGUCUUCCUUCCAGACACCAAAGAGGAUACUGGCAGAUUGAUGAAUUGGGAGUUGGGAUGUAUGUGAGCGUCACCAUGAUUUCGACGUAAGGCUGCAGCAAGAGGCGCCGUCAUGCUGCCAGGAGUCGGCGUGUUUGGGACAGGAAGCACAGCUCGAGUGCUGGUCCCAAUGCUAAAAGCUGAGGGCUUUGAGGUCCAUGCGCUCUGGGGGAGGAGUGAAGAGGAAGCAUGCAGCCUGGCAAAGGAGCUCGGUAUCCAGUUUCACACGAGUCGAUCUGAUGACGUCCUGUUACACCAAGAUGUUGACCUUGUUUGCAUCUAUAUUCCACCCUCAAUGACACGGCAGAUUGCUGUCAAAGCACUGGGCAUAGGCAAGAAUGUUGUAGCUGAGAAAGCUGCGACUGCUGUGGAUUCUUUCCAGAUGGUGAAUGCAGCCAGAUAUUACCCGCAGCUGCUCAGCAUUAUGGGUAGCACCCUGCGUUUCCUCCCCACUUUUGCGGCGAUGCGGCAGCUGCUGGUCGAGGGAUACGUGGGUGAAGUGCAGGUAUGCGACGUGCGCGUGUACGGCCCCAGCCUCCUGGACCAGUCGUACGGCUGGACUUGUGAGGACCUGAUGGGAGGCGGGGGGCUGCACACAGUCGGCUCGGCCAUCAUCGACCUUUUAAGUUACCUGACCGGGACGCGGGCCCAACGCGUUCACGGCCUGCUACGCACCUUCGUACAACAAAAUGACACCAUCAGAGGCAUCCGACGGGUCACCAGCGACGAUUUUUGUUUUUUCCAAAUGUUGAUGGGGCCGUGCUCGGGGGGCGUGUGCUGCACCGUGACCCUGAACUUCAACAUGCCGGGUUCCUUUUUGCAUGAGGUGAUGGUAGUUGGAUCUGCGGGGAGACUGGUGGCCAGGGGGACAGAACUGUACGGUCAGCGCAACAGCAGCAAAAACGAGGAGCUGUUGCUAGGUGACGGCGGCUGGGCUGGACCUGAUGCGAAAGACAUACCUUUGCCCCACUUGCGGGGGCUGGGUGGCAUGGUCAAGGCCUUGAGACAUUCCUUCCAGGCUCACCAGGAGCGCAGGUUAUGGGCGCGCGGGCCGGUCGCCAUGGCACCCACCUUCGAGGACGGCUUGUACGUGCAGACGGUUGUGGAGGCCGUAAAGCGGUCCAGCUGUAGUGGAGAGUGGGAGUGUGUUGAGAUCAUGAGUAAAGAGCCGGAUCCCAACCACAACUUGUGCGAGGCUCUGCAGAGAAAUAAGAACUAAUCAUCAAACACGACUCGCAAAAAGUUUGGGUUACUGAGGUUUCGGGUGAAAUUUCAAGAUGAACUUAAAAUGCACUAUUACCUUUACAGGUGAGCUUAAUUUGAGCUUCUCUAAACAUUUGUAUGCACUUGUCCAAGUGUUCAAUAUUUCAGGACUUUUUAAACAAUUCACUGUUCUUGGCCCCAACAUACCGAAUGACGCGGCCGAAACCGACUGAAUUUAUGCCCAGUGUGCAGGGUUCUGCAACUAGUUGCAUGAGUGGCCAAUUUUCGGCCACUGGUUUUGAUGCGAUUCAAAAUUUUAAUCGCCGGUGGACGGUGUCGCAAUGUCACAGCAAAAUGCGCGACUUUUCACAAAAAAUGUUUCUGGGUUUUAAGCGUAACCUGCCAAGCCACACAAUAUAGUAUCUACUAUACUCAAAUAUAUAUAAAAUGUUUUACAAUAGUACUUAACUGUAUUUAUAAUUUCAUAUUGCUGGCAUGGGGCAGAAUCCUCGCAUUUCCAAGAUCAACACUUUUCAGGAAACCAAAAAAAAAAAAAAAAAAAAAAAAACAGUAUGCUUGUGGAGUCAUUCACAUUGCAUUUUCAAAGACAGCAUGCCAUUUUAAAAACUCUAGAUUGGACAAUAAUUUGUAAAAAUAACACAUCCUUGUGGAUACUGACCAUUAGUAUAGAAUUGUGAAAAAAUAUGAAAUGUACCAAAUUUUGACACUUCCCGACAGUGACGAUACAGUGCAGUGAAAAAGUAUUUUCCCCCUUCUCAAAGUUUGGUCUCACUAGUUACUAGGGUUGGGCAUGGAGAAUCGAGAACGGAUUGGAACCGGGAGUAACAUCCCGUUCAGUAAUCGUUCCAAUAAAAAAAAUUUGGUUCCCAGUUUUGAUGCCUGUAGUCCGCCAAGGAGAAAGUGGCAAAAAACAACGAAGAAGAACGCGCCUGAAGACGUGCUUGUGCUCAACAGUGGCGGCUAACUAAAGUGUGUCUUAACUAUGUUAAAAUAAAUGACCAGUCGCCUCAGUGCAUCACUUAGAAUAAGAUUAUAUUGUCCAAAGGAGGCUUUCAUGAUGUGUAGAAGUCGUCUGACUUGUCUAUGCCAACAUUGAGGCAGCUAACAAGUUAAAGGUCGGUUGCACUUUUGCACUGAUGUUUUUUUACCGUUUAUUUUAGUCUUCAAACCAAUGUAAGAGCUGAUGACAGGAGAAAAAAAAAAAGCUUAACAUUGAGCUAAAACUUUACCGGUCAAACUAGCAACUUUACAUCACAAUGAAUUGGGACAAAAUUUACAUAAACGUUGUCUCACAGUAUCACAAACACUAACCUUGUGUCUCAUCGGUGGGUAAGUAAAGGAAUCAACGUUUGAUAGUAUUUGAUUCCAUUUAUUACUCUUUUUCUUAACCUCAAAAUUUACUUUCGGUUUUUUUUGUUGUGUGAAGUUACUUUUCGUGCCAAAAUGCUGAGUUCCAGUGCGUACCGUUCAAAAUAAUAAGCUACUAUCUUAAAACAGGAAGUCAAGUGAAAACUUGCACACAAAAACCAUUUGAUGUGAUAAAACGGUCACAAAUAAUUUUAACAAUGCUAUAUUUAACUUUUUGCUGAAACAUUAAUUAAUGAAUAUGAAGUCAAUUGUGUUAGUUCCAAACACAUUUUCUUUUAGUUCAUAGCUUUGAUAUUGAUACUGGUUAUAAAGAACCCCUGGUCAAAUGUUCAUUUUAGUCUGUGCAGCGGGCUGCUAAGAAAAUGGAUGUUCAUAAUUUGGACACCCUUUUUAAACCAUGCAAACUUUUUUUGACCCAGCCCCCUAAAAGAAUCUGAAUCGAGAAUCGUUCGGAACCAGGAUCGAAAUGAGGAAUCGGGACCGGAAUCGCUCCAAUUCAAACGAUGCCCAACCCUACUAGUUACAUAGUUGUCCUAGUAGUGUGCAGAAAUGUUAGACAGUAGUGGAAAAACCUACUAGUGCGCUGAAUUUUCUUACUAGUGAGGACAGAGUGUACUGGAUUUCAAGGAUGUCGAAUAAAUGCUCAAACGGCUUUAUGGAAAGCAGCCCAUACUAGUAGCAUACCUGGUCAUCCUGGAUGGAGGAUCCCUCGAUCUUUAAUCUCUUGUCAAGGUCUCUUUGUUUUCUUCCCCAUAAAUAGGGAGCUUUCCUUGCCCAGAUGGGGGGUCGAGACCAGAGGAUGUCAUAAUCCUUUGUGAUUAAAGGAUGUAUAAAUAAACUUGACCAGUUUUUGUUUUUUUUCUUAUUUACACAAAUACAGUACGUAGCUGUGGCUAGAAAGCAAAGCGUUGUGAGUCUCUGUUGCAGAGUACGGGUGUUUCUUCCUUGACUUCUACAUAAAAAUAAAAAAACGGACCGGUAGAUGUGCAAUGCUCAAUCGCUCGGUGUGCGUCGAAGAGUCGCAAAUGGCAAUAUCUUCGCGAUGGUUCACUGCAGUCGUGUUUGUCUGUAUUGUUCUGUUCCUAACAAGAAGCUGAAGGGCAAAAUUCGAGCUCCUUGUUUGAGAAAAACAAAAAGUACUGAAACGUUGAUCCGUUGGACAUGACAUUCAAAAGUUUAGGUCAAAUUAAGUUCAUAUGUAAAGGCUAGAGUGCAUUUUAGGGGGCAUCUUUAAAAUUUCACUCAAAAGUCCAAUACCAUAUCCCUAAGGUUUUGUGACUAGUGCAUUGUAGGAGUGCUACUACUAAACAUGUCUGAUGGAACUGGCCAGGAAUGUUUUCACUUCAGCUGCAGUUUGCACCACACGACUACUUUGAGCUUUAUUGACACCUGUUUUAUUGAAUGUUUGGCCUGAGAAACAUUCACUAUUCGUUUUCUCUAUUGAGAGCCAUUUUUAUUUUUUAUAUAUUAAUAAUAGUUGGGCUAAAAAAAAAUAAGGUUUUUUUUUUUUUUUUUUUUUUUUUUUUUUUUUUACAUUGAUGUGUUUAUUUGAAAAAUAUUAUUAUACAUCCAAGUCCACUGGCACCUUAUUGUGAAAGUCUUGAUGAUGUGAUUUGACUAACAAAUUUACUUUUGUGACACUUGCAAAAUUCUACUGAUGUUCCAUUGGUGAUGCUCAUCUUUUUUGGAACAUUUACUAGCAGAAUAAUUCAGCUGUGCAGAACAUUUUGAAUGUGCCGUAAAUUAAUCUGGAAAUUAUCGGUUUCGUGCGACACAUUGGAUGGAGCAUGUGGAGUUGAGGUUUUCCCCUUUCUUGCUAGGAUUUUCUCCGGGCUUUCUCCCACGUUCCAAAAACAUGCAUGUUAGGUUAGGUUAUGCCUCUCACUUAUAGUCAUCUAAGCUCACCUGUGUCCCCAAACAGGAUAGAAAAUAGAUUAAAUAAUAUGUUUUGAGUCACCGAUGGUGUAGUGGUACACUCGCCUGACUUUGGUGCAGGCAGCGUGGGUUCAGUUCCCACUGAGUGACGGUGUGAAUGUGAGUGCGAAUGGUUGUCCGUGUCUAUAUGUGCCCUGCGACUGACUGGCGACCAGUUCAGGGUGUAGUCCGCCUUUCGCCCAAAGUCAGCUGGGAUAGGCUCCAGCGUCCCGCGACCCUAACCAGGAUAAGCGGUGUUGAAAAUGGAUGGAUAGUAUGUUUUGAUGCCACAUUGGUAGACUAAGAUGUAAGUAAUAUCUGCAAUAGUAAGGACUGUGUUUAAUAAGCUAUUUUGGAAAAGUGAUGUAAAGGUGGAUUUGUGUCCCAAAUUGAAGCAACUUAAAAUCCCACAGACGAAAGAGGAUGGAAACAAUUUGUGGUCUCCUUCACAAAGCAGCAGAUGUUUCGGCAAUGGUGGGGAAAUCACAAUUUCCCUGCAUCAACCACAUGCGUGAAAACAUCUUAAUUCCAUCAGAUUGUGGUAUAACAAGAGGCUAUUUGGUUGCAAAACAAAACAAAACAGCACAACACAUUUGGCAAGCAGGGCUUUUUUUGUUUGUUUUUUCCGACCGAUCUGUUACGUAUUGUUUACCCUGAAGCAGGACCCAACCAGGUUUCAAACAACCAGGAUUCAAUGAAGCAUUUCAUAUAUUUUCUGGCUUCAAAUGUAAUCCUGCACCAGCAGAAACGAGGCUCGUCAAAUAUUACAGCGACAUUUUAGCAUUUAAACUGUUGGUUUUAGAUAACUUAUUUGACAAGCAAAUGGGGUGAAACUCACUUGUUUACGUUUGUUGUCCUUUUGUGAGACUUGUUGUUUGCAAAAAGAUAUGAACUGAUGCCUCAAAUCCAGAGUGGUGCCAAAUAUGCCCUGUCAUGAAUAUUUGAACCCCUGGAUACAACGUGUGACUAGGAUGAUGUCAUGGUCGUACAGUAGUCACUCACCGAUACCCUUAACAUUUUAGGAUUUUUUUGUUUCUGUUUUUAAUAAAUGAAAACCCCCUUUUAGACCUACUCAGACUCUGCAAAGAAGAUUUUGACCUAACUCUAUUCCAACAGUGCAUUACUGUACUAUAAAAGUAAGUUUACAUCACGUGUUUUCAGAAUAUACAUCCUAUUUCCCAAGACAUUCCAAACAUUCAGAUUUAGCUUGUAUUAUCAUCUUUUUUUGCACUGACACUGUAAAAUUAUUUAACAAACUGCGCUUCCUCUUCCAGCCAGCGCACUGCAAAAUGUAUUUAAUGUUUGUCUGUAUAAGGAAGAUUGUUUAUUUAUGGUUUGGUGUGGAAAAUAAUUUCAUGUUUAUUCAUCUGUUCACUUUUGUCAGUCUGUGAAUUUCUUUUGAAGCUGUAAUAUUUAUUACUUUUUUUUUGGUUUUGGUUUUUAUUUCUGACCAUGCCUCUUUGAGAACACAGUGUUGUGUUUAUGUCUGGGGAAUCUGUUUAUCUGACAGAUAUUUCCUUUAAUAAAUACAGUUGUAUUAAUUUAAAUGUUCACUUUUUGCUCAUGUCAAGUGAAGCUAAUAGCAUGUUGAAACCUUUGAAAUAGACAUGACUCUUGCUAACAAGUACAGACAGCACAUAAGAGCAUUUAUUCAAUAUCCUUGAUAUCCAGUUUAAGGUCUAUGUACAGUACUAGUACGCUCUUUGUCCUCACUAAUAACACAAUUCAGCACACUUGUAGAAUGACUAGGGCGCACUAGUAGAACAACUGUCUUCCUGUUUUUUCCACUACUAGAGCAACUGCAACUACUACUAGUAAGCAAACCGAACUAAAGUACUGUGCUGCACUAAUAACACCAACGAGUUUGCAUGUGUCACACACUAGUAGUCUCCUGGACCCUACGAGUUGCAGCAACAUGCCGACUAGUAGUUUUGCCUUACUAGUUACAGUACAUAGUUGUCCUGGUUGUGUGCAGAAAUGUUAUAGAGUAGUGGAAAAGCCUACUACUGCGCUGAAUUGUUUUACUAAUGAGGACAGAGAGUGUACUAGUGAAUGGACCUUAAACUGGAUUUCAACUGUAUUUUUUAUCUUUAAUCCCUUCUCAAGGUCUCUUUGUUUUCUUCCCCCUAA